Fusarium sp. VM40 is the source of this 1302-nucleotide messenger RNA. The record is from the annotation of a GenBank genome assembly. Lineage: Eukaryota; Fungi; Ascomycota; Sordariomycetes; Hypocreales; Nectriaceae.
AUGACAACCUCACCAACCAACUUUGAUUUUGGCCAUGUGCCUUUCUUGGACUUGAGCUACAACAAUAAUGAAUCAGACGACUCAGCCCGCAAACUCAUCCUAACGCUCAUGCCCGAUUGGGCCAGCGAAGAUUCAAAUGUUGAAUUUGUGCGCUUCACUGAUGGUAUCACCAAUACUCUUCUGAAGGCCGUCAACCAUCGUCCUGGGAUGUCCAAACUUGACGUCGAUCGAGAUGCCAUUCUUCUACGCGCUUACGGUCAUGGAACUGCCGUUCUCAUCGAUCGUGAACGCGAGGCCGAAAACCAUGAGUUGCUCAUGAAGUAUGGCCUUGCUACCCAGUUGCUCGCUCGUUUCAAGAAUGGUAUGAUGUACCGUUACAUUUUGGGUAGACCUGCGCGCGCCCAGGAUCUCAGUGAACCUCUCAUCCUAUCUGCCAUUGCCAGGCGCCUUGCUCACUGGCAUGCGACUGUACCUUGCCUAUCAGACCUCAAGCACGCCCGGGACGAUAAGCACGUAAACGGCAACGCCAAAUCCAAUGGCGAAGCUCACGCCAACGGUGAUGUCCAGACUGGCAGCCAAACCAACGGCGCUGUGGACGGAGAAAAUGAAAAGUCUCGGCAACAACAGAUUGAUAGUACUGCUCCUGGCAAGCCCCCACCCAACGUGUGGACGACUAUGCAGAAAUGGAUAUUUGCCUUGCCGACUGAUACAUAUGCGCAACGAGAGAGGCAAGCCCUGCUACAGGAAGAGUUGAAGCAGAUGGUAAAGAAACUGAGCCAGCGGCCUGGACUCGGCAAGAACGGGCUUGUCUUUGCGCACUGCGAUCUGCUAUGUGCCAACGUUAUCAUCCACGAAGAGGAUGAUGCAGCACCCACCGUCGACUUUAUUGACUAUGAGUAUGCUACACCGUCGCCUGCUGCUUUCGACGUAGCAAACCACUUUGCCGAGUGGGCAGGAUAUGACUGCGACUACUCAGCUGUCCCCAGACAAGACCAGCGACUUGCCUUUGUGAAAGAAUACAUCAAGGCCUACUUUGCGUUAACAGGGGAGAGUGUCGACGAGGAUGAGGAAGUGCGCAAGCUCAUGACCGAGGUCGACGUCUUCCGAGGGGUGCCAGGAUUUUACUGGGGUAUUUGGUCUUCAAUCCAAGCUGUCAUCUCGAAGAUUGACUUCGACUAUGCACAAUACGCUGAGCUGAGAUUGAGUGAAUACUGGGCAUACAAAGCUGAGGAAGACGGCAGCCGAAAAACCGGAGGCCAAGAAAUGCCACUGAGGGAGCAGACGUGGUGGCGCACCGAGUAA